AUGACGGACAAAAGUGUCAAGUACCGGACUGAGAUCCAGCAGAUGAUGUUCGUCUCUGGCGAGACGGCCGAACCAUCUGCUGAGACGACGACCCUCAUUGAACUGAUUGUCCAGCAGCAGGUCCAGGAAAUGCUGCGCGAGUGCACCGUUCUCGCCACCCGUCGUGGUAGCCGCAGCAUUUCCACCGACGACCUGAUGAUGCUCAUCCGCCAUGACCGCGCCAAGAUCAGUCGUCUCCGCACCUUCCUCCAGUGGAAGGAUGUUCGCAAGACGGCCAAGGACUCGGACGAGAAGAACCCUGGUGCCGACGACCUCGCUGCCGACGACAUUGGCGUCGACAUCACCGCCACCGCCCCGAACCCGGCCACCAAGACCGCGAAGCCCGGAGGCUCCAAGAAGGCCGUCGAUCUGGUGUGGGACGUGCAGUCGUACUUUUCCGAAGCUCCCCCCGCCCGCGAGGAGGAAGAGGACGAGGAGGAGACGGAGAUGAACUACGCCACCAUCCAACGCCUGCGCAAUGCCGAUGAGCGCACCAAGAACAUGACCCGCGAGGAGUACGUCCACUGGUCCGACUGCCGCCAGGCUUCCUUCACCUUCCGCAAGGGCAAGCGCUUCCGCGAGUGGGCCGGCUUCGGCACCAUCACCGACAGCAAGCCCAACGACGACAUCAUCGACAUCCUCGGCUUCUUGACCUUCGAGAUCGUCCAGACCCUCACCGAGGAGGCCCUCAGGGUCAAGCAGACCGAGGACUCCUACCGCAAGGCCGUGGGUGGCGACGCCAGCGGCGGCCAGAGCAGGAAGCGCAAGCGGGAGUCCGGCUUGUUCGACCCUCCGGAGGAGGCCCGCGAGCCCGUCGGCCCCAGCCACGUCAGGGAGGCUUUCAGACGCCUGCAGAGAACUCCGCCGAAGAGCAGGGCCAUGCUCAACUUUACCGGCCUUCUCCAGCGCACGACGCUGAAACUUAUUUGA
Molecule: messenger RNA, 969 nt
Organism: Lasiodiplodia theobromae
Lineage: Eukaryota; Fungi; Ascomycota; Dothideomycetes; Botryosphaeriales; Botryosphaeriaceae
Product: Saga-like transcriptional regulatory complex subunit protein
Exons: 2
Coding region: 1-969 (322 amino acids)
Biological process (GO): transcription by RNA polymerase II
Cellular component (GO): SAGA complex
Molecular function (GO): transcription coregulator activity; protein heterodimerization activity
Source: RefSeq, a predicted model, not a curated record